UCAACAUCUGGUCGUAUUUUGUUUUAUAUGCAAUUAUAGUCAUUAAAAUGAAUAAUUUGAAUAGUUUUAAUAUGCAGAUGCUAUGCAAUGCUGCUGCUUUCGUUUCGGAAUUCGAGAACCGGUGCCCAUCGGAGAAAACGGUAAUCCUACAGCCGAAGCCCAUCGAUAGUCCCACAGUGCCCAUUCAGCGUAUGCUAUCUGUAGGAUACUACGAAGAAGUGAAAACUUCUGGAUCAAGUAAAGACCAAAGUCUUGUCGGUCUUGAUGCAAAUUUGUCGUUUAACAACAUUGUGACGUCUACACCCAUAAAAUACCACGGAUCUGACGAAUCUGCCAAUACGCAUUCGCCGAAGAUUGUCAUUGAUUUGAAUAAGGAUCAAACAUCAAAACAAGCGGGAAGUUGCAUAACUCAACAGGUUGUACACGAUUCCAUCACUGCACGUACGCCGGCAGAGAAAAUUAAGUAUACUGAUCAUUCAUAUCCACUUCCGAGUCCAUUUCAAAUACACUCAUCUAACAACAUGCAGAACACUCACCACAGAUUCGAAAGUGAGAGGUCUCGUUCCCGGUCUCGUAGACACAUCAGCGUCGAAAAUUCGCAUUCAUCAUCCAUCUCAGAAUCGAGCAGUAGUCGGAAGAUCGGUGAUAAGUUGUCUGAUACACCCAUCUAUUAUUCUCGCCUGGAGCGACGAGGUGCUUUGACAGGAAUGUCACGUGAUUUGUGGCCUGAAUUGUUCAACGGAAAAGGGGUUAACGCGACACAGGAUUUAGUGAAUGUUAAUAUGCGCUACCAGCUACUUGAAAUGCACCAUAUGUCAAGAAUGCAGGCGUUUAUGGAACAAGAAAGGAUGAUAAUGCGUGCUGAAUACCAAAGCCUCAGGGCUACUGUUAAUUCCAGUAAUUUCAGGAGCAGUAGCAGUACCCUUAAUCAUUCAAGUGUUCCUUCCGGCACGCUGUCGAGUUUCAACAGGCCCGUGUGUGAAUCAACGGUAUUGCCACUCAAGUAUUCGGAGAAAAGAUCAUCAACGGAAGCUCAGGGUCAUUUUUAUAAAGGACAUAAGGACCCACCUAGUAGCGAUGUCACUAACGAAUCUCAUAAUUUUAUCAGCAGCUGUCCGCUGAAUCAAUCAGUGCUUUCAUCCGAGCUUUCAUCAAACAGACUGCCCAAAUUCAACAGGUCCAUCUGUGAAUCAACAGGAUCCAUUGUACAUCAGAGUAGUUUUUUCAAGGGACAGACGGCCACACCCAACAGUCAACCGGGGUUUGAUCAACUAUGGAGAAUGUCAUCUGAUACGGCAAGAGCUACUGUUGUUUUUUCAGCAGAACCAAUUCUACCAAACGACUCUUUUACGGCCUCACAAGAACAAAUUUCAAAGAAACCAGUAUGCGAUUUAGUAACGGCCGAUCAAGUUGUGCUAAAAUCUGCCCCCCAAAGAGUACCGAUAAGUGGAAGCAGUGGUCUUAACUUGGAUAAAUCGUCUAUCACUGGAUUGAAGCAUGCAAAUAAUGUAGCAGUCGGCAAUACUCAACUUAAGAACAUUCAAAUGCCGCAAACGAAUGAUGUUGCCGUUCACACAGGGGUGGUAGAUUGGAGCGAUGAUGCGAAUGAACAUUCCGAUUCAGAUUAUGGUGAGCUUGACGAUGAAGCGCAGGAGAUUCAUAUUGGUGAUUUGACCUUAUUCAACGAAUUCAUUGUGGAAGAGUAUUUUGAAAAAUAUGAGUAUCAAACGCUUAUCAAUAACGAUGAUGCAGCCCUAUUAGAAGAAAAGGAGAAUGAAGAACCAUUACCACAACAAUACGCUAUUCAAGCCGAUCUGAAGUAUGGCGAUCUCGGAUUUGAAGAAAUUAAUACAGAUAAUCGUCGUCCAAAUAAAUACAACCACCGAAAAGCUGUUCAAGAAGCACGAAUGAAGGGUUUGGAGUAUAAACGAUCUGAUGGAGUUGUAAUACCUGCGCGGAGUGUUAAACCACCUUGCAGUUGUACAAAGUACAAAUGCCACGAAAAAUAUGGCGAGGAAAUACGACAAAAGUUAAUGCACAAUCUCUUGAAGCUAACAUCGUCAGGUCAAAACCAAUUCCUGAGCAAUCAUAUGACAAUCCGGAACACUGUCCGACCCAAGGGAGUAGGACAUUCUCGAAGAAUGUUCACAAGAUCGUAUUUUCUUCCUGCGGUCAACGGUCGUAUCCACGUAUGUAAAGAGAUGUUCAUGAAUACUUUCGAUGUGAAAGAUAAAAAGCUUCGCGUGCUUGCUGACAAAAAAGUGGUUGGCUCAGGUAUCACUGCUGAUGACCUUCGAUCCAAAAACAGAUCUCAAAAGACUCUCAAUGAAAAUGAAUUGGAGUUUAUUGAGCAACACAUACGUUCAUUCCCGGCAUAUACGUCGCAUUAUGCUCGAGAACGAUCAAGUAAGCUAUAUUUGAGUUCGGAUUUAAAUAUAAAUCGAAUGCACGAAUUGUACAAACAGAAGUGUCUAGAAGAUGGCAGGCGGUCUGUUCAAUACUUUACGUACCGCAAAGUCUUCAAAAAGAUGAAUCUCGCUUUCAGGAAGCUUAAGGUGGACACAUGCUGUAAAUGCGAUAAGUUGGCCAUCAGCCUAAAAAUUGCUAGCGAUGAAGAAAAGGAAAAAAUUGAAGCUACUCGAAAUGAGCAUCAUGAAGAAGCCCAAGAAGCAUACCGCCAGAAGAAAUUCGAUGUACAGAGAGCCAAGGCAGACGGCCGUUUCAGAACAGCGUCUUUCGAUCUACAGAAAUGUUUACCUACGCCACACUUGACAACAGGAAUAGCUUUUUACAAGCGGCAAUUAUAUACAUAUAAUUUGACGGUAUUUUCCACUCAUCGUUCACUAAAUAGUGUUACGUGUUUCCUUUGGGAUGAGUCAAAAGCGCGAAGAGGUUCUCAGGAAAUCGGUUCCUGUCUUCUAAAGGAUCUGCAGGGAUUGAACGAAAAUGUCCAAGAAAUGAUUUACUAUUCAGACCGCUGCUCUGGUCAAAACCACAACAUAAUUAUAUGCACGCUUUUCCUGUAUUUCAUAGAAACCUGCAUCAAACAGGGUCGAAAACUGACUAUUCAACACAAAUUCAUGGUUCCUGGACAUAGCCAUAUGGAGGUCGAUUCCGCCCAUGGCUCUAUAGAAAAAGCGAAAAAAAGGUGUGCGAUGAAUAUAGAAACUCCGAGGGAUUGGGCCGUGUUUAUAGCAGCUAUCAACAGGAAAGUACCGUUUAAGGUAGUUGAGUUGGAACAAAGCAGUUUUUUGGCCCUCAAAAAUCUUCAAACGUUCUAUAAGCGACCCAAAUCGAACUCAACCGGUGAUCCAAUACGAUUCAAGGAUAUCUCUGUAUUUAAAUAUACAACAGACGAUCCCGGUGUUGUUCACUAUAAGUACAAGCUGGGUGAUACCGAUUUUCGCAAGUUUACCAUGAACAGAGACUUCAGUGACCCUGUUGUUCUGCCAUUACCCAUUACCGAUGAACCAAUCCCAAUAGCGGAAGAAAAGUUGCAAGAUCUUCGUAAACUCAUGGAAUUUGUUUCGAACAAGGCUUUUUACGAUACACUUUUGAAGCAAAUUGUCCCGAAGAAACGUGGACGACGUUCAAAAAACGACAAACCGGAUCAUUUUGACGCAGAUUUGGAUGAAGAGGAAGAAUUCGUUGUAGAUGCAGACUUGGACGUGGAGGAAGAACUUGUUUAAAUUGUAGAACAGUGCAAAGAUCGACAGAAUGCGAUUCAGUAAUACGGUCAUACUUUG
Molecule: messenger RNA, 3746 nt
Organism: Armigeres subalbatus
Lineage: Eukaryota; Metazoa; Arthropoda; Insecta; Diptera; Culicidae
Exons: 5
Coding region: 48-3689 (1213 amino acids)
Source: RefSeq, a predicted model, not a curated record